GUAGUCUCACCUACAAUAAUGUUAUCACUUAAUUGUAUUUAGAAAGGUUUCACAUUGUAAUAUAAUUUGUGCCAUAAUAAUAAAGAUGUACAUGAUUGUAUGUUAUGGUCCCUUAUGGUCACCCCAUUGUAAUUGAGACGUGACUUCAGAGCCCAAUCUGUAAAUGGUGUGAAAUAAAUUAGAUAGGAAACAUGACACCUUUGGUUUCACUUUAAUGAGCAGACCUCACAGCCCAGUCUAUAGUACAGAGAUACACAUCUCGGGAAUCGUUCAGCCAUAAACACAGUUUGUGGACUCAGCAGCUGGGACUGAUUGUCUGUGACACUGCAGACCACCAUAUGUGUGCAUCUGUAGGACAGACUGACCUGCUGGUCCCAUAGAUCAGGAUAGAUGAGAGUGGAGCUUGUUUCCUGAUCUGGGGUGUUUCUGUGAGAAGGUAUUACAAUACCAGUUGUGGGACAGAAACUGAACACCAUUCAUUUUCAUGUGCAUAGAUUAUAGUGUUGGGUGUUUGUUAUACCAACACCACCAGACAAUGAAGGACAAAACUCAAGGUGCCCUGUGGUCAACCAGAAACAUAUAAUACACAAUUGUCUGGAGGGUACAAUACAUACUACUUUGUAUACAUGUUAUUAUCUGGCCAGUGAACUGCAUGGACCUUCAAUAACUGGACGUCAGGACUCAUUCAUUGUACAUCCUUGUAACACUGUACCUAGCUAGCAAGCUACAUGCAGAUUCCAUCACAGCAGCUAUGGAGGUGUGUCUCUGUACAGGUGUGAUAUUAUAGGUGUGUCAUCGUGUAUGGAUACUAUACAGAGAAAUUAGUAUGAUAUAUAGACAUAACUACAGCCAGUGAAUCACCUGGAUGGAAACAUGGAUAGGUCUAAGGUGGUCAGAUGGUUGGAUGGUGUCAACUCAGAGAAAGUAAAGUACAGAGCUGCAGAAAAUGGAGGUCAUAGUGCAAGUGAACUGAAUGAUGACAACAAUGGUGUGACCACAGUUGAGUUACUGAAGAGAGAUGGAUUUGGACUGGGACUCAUCAUAUCAGGUGGUGUGGAUAAAAACCUCCGGGCACAAAUCUCAAAUCUGAAACCAGGGGGCAUAGCAUACAGAUCUGAUUGCCUGGAGAUUGGGGAUUACAUUCUGUCAGUCAAUGGGAUAAAGACGGUGGAUAUGAAACAUGAUGAGAUCAUCAGUCUUCUUCGUAAUGUUGGUGAACAAGUUCUGCUGGAGGUCGAGUACCAACUACCGGAUAAUUCUAUUUCUGACUCGUUUGCUGUCAGCUGGAAACAGAGUAACAUCACUCUAGAGAAGGAGGGUCAGAGCUUUGGGUUUACAUUGAGGGGAGGCUACAAUGAUAGACAAGUGAAGGUCCGCCCUCUAACCAUCACCCACAUCAGAGGAGGUGGUCCUGCAGACAGAGAUGGAUCCAUUAAGAUUGGAGACAGGAUUGUUGCCAUUAAUGAGUACAAUGUGGCCCACUUCACCCUGUCUGAGGUCAACAUGUUCCUGAACCAGUGUGGCCAGGAGGUGACCUUUACUGUGGAGUAUGAUGUAUCAGUCAUGGAUGCAGUGAAGAAUGCUCUAGGUCCUCUACUGGUGGAGAUAGACAAACUUCAAGGGGUGACCCUGGGAAUUGCUCUCACCCAGGCCUCCCACCAGGGGCGUUGGUGUCUCUGUAUAGACAACAUGCAGCCAAUGAGUAUAGCAGACAGAUGUGGGGCAUUAAACAUUGGGGACCUGAUCCUGUCAAUAGAUGGUGCCACAGUGGAGCACAUGUCAAUAGCAGAGGCGACACAGCUGCUGAGGAAUAGCACAGAGGAUGUGGUAAAGUUGGAGAUCCUGCCGGUCAGGGUCGUUCAGCAACAAAACUCUCGUGACAUCCUCAGUAAGAAUGGAAUGUUCUCCGCCCCAGUACGUAAUUCCCAUCUAGCUGCCGCAUCCUCCUUCCCAGCUAUCCCUUCCUCCUUCUCCACUCCUGUAGGGUUCGGCAGCCAACACCCUAUAGCAUCUAGCAUGUUGUCCUUUCCUUGUGGGUCAGGUACCCUGAAAAUGUCAGGAAGGAAACAAUCAGCCCUUGUAAGAGGGAGCAAAAAACCUAGUUCUUGUAUGUCAAUAUCAUCAGCCACUACAUCUAUGAUGGUGAGUAACCAAGUGUGCCAUUCUGAGACUUUGACGGUCAGUUUGAAGGGUGACUAUCGUGGACUAGGGAUGAUUGUAACCGGUAACAGUGACCAUUCUGUCCUGGACGAUGCCCCAGUCGUGUCCUGUUUACAGUUAGGCAGUGUAACUGAGCGGUGUGGCCUGAUACAGGAAGGAGACCGAGUGUUGUCUAUCAAUGGGAGGGACACAUGCGAGUGUAGCUUGGAGGAGGUGAGCCGAGUCCUCAGACAGCCCAAACUCAAUGUAGAACUGGAGAUGGAGUUUGAUAUCACAGAGUCAGUGAUGCCAAGUUCUGGUACAUUUGUGGUGAAACUUCCGUACCCAGCUGGAGGUAUAGGGAUUACCAUCAAUAGGCCAUGUAAAGACAAAGUCAAUGAGCCGAUAAUGAUCACCGGGGUCCAGAAGGGCAGUGUGGCCUACAGGUGUGGAUCUAUCCAGCCUGGAGACAAACUGUUGACCAUCAAUGACAUCAGGACUGACAACUUGAGUGUUGAGGAGGCCGAGAACACUCUACAGAGCUGGGAUGAUAUUGUAAAGCUCAAACUCAAACGAGAUGACCCAUACACAGAUGAUAGUGGAGAAGAGUGUGUGACAUAUACAGUGGAGCUACAGCGCCAUGGGGGUCCUCUGGGUAUCACUAUAUCAGGAACAGACAACCCCGCUGACCCUAUCAUCAUAUCAGAUAUCAUCGAAGGAGGCUUGGCAGAAAGAACUGCUGCAAUACACAAAGGUGACAAAUUACUGGCCAUCAAUGGUACAACAACCAGGGCACGCACCCUGACUGAUGCCACGCAGAUGUUACAAAACGCUGGCGACCGUGUCAACCUGAGAAUCGCCCGGCCAGCAGAAACAUCCAAAACUAAAAAUAAAAAAAUGCAGUUGCCUGACCGAUCCACCACACCUAUCGCCAGUGUGGACAGUGCCAUGGAGUCCUGGGACAGUUCCGGGCCAGACGUUGGCUCAGGAACAGGGGCACAUGCCCUCAUUGUGGGCAAGCCUCUCCCUAGAACCAAGCCCAGUGUAUCACAGUCCCAAGAUUCUGCCAACUUUGCUACAGAAACCACUGGAAAUGGUGAUUUUAAUCCGUCCGACUCUGAGUGGGACAACUACAGUAAUGGUAGUCCUAACAACGGCAGUGAUGACGGGGAUGGUAGUGAUUGGCAGAUCAGUAAAGCAUUUAAGGACUAUGAAAACCAAUCAGAAAUGUUGAAACAAAUUAGUGCAAGUCUACAACAGCGAGGGACAGCAAGUCUGGAUAGACGGAAAUCUUCCGAACAAAAAUCAAAAUUGUUGAAAAAUUUCUCUCAUAGUACUGCAAAGGACUUUGCAAGUGAAAGUGAACUCCAUCAUAUGGAAAGACGGUCUAAACAGGGUACAAAAUGUAAAGACAAUCGUUUAAAGAGUGAUGCCUAUCAGGAUCAUGUGAAAACCAUAUUCUCACCUACCGCCCUCCAGUUACACAAAGUGAAACUUGUAAAGGAAUCUGCAAUAGACGAUUUUGGAUUUGGUUUAUCAGAUGGAAUGUAUGAAAAGGGUGUGUACAUCAGUGGAGUGCGUGAAGGAAGUAUAGCAGACAAUGCAGGAGUGAAACAGUUUGAUAGAAUACUCCAGGUGAAUGGACAUAAAACUCGAGAUUUUGAUUGUUGUUUGACGAUACCUCUGAUCACAAAGGCAGGUAAUAAACUGAACUUGAUUAUAUGUCGUAAUCCUAUCGCCAAGACUAAGAGUCUGACAAUGGACGGGAAAGUGAAAGAAACUAAAACAUUACGCGAAUACAACUCGGUGGAUGGUUCUCAGCCAUACAUGAAUGUGGCACAUUUGGUGAAGGAGACAGACACACCAAAGAGUGUAUGACAUCUUCAGUGAGUGUGUGAAGAGAUCAUGUCAUGUGUGUGAAAGAGAAAGUGUCCAUGUGUGGGUGUGAAGAUGUAGGUUGUGUCAAUAUAUAUAUGUGUGUGGAGAGUGGAUAUUAAUGUGUAUUUAAAGAGAUGGUGUCAAUGUGUGUGUGGAGAGAUGGUGUCAAUGUAUGUGUGGAGAGAUGGUGUCAAUGUGUGUGUGGAGAGAUGGUGUCAAUGUGUGUGUGGAGAGAUGGUGUCAAUGUGUUUGUGGAGAGAUGGUGUCAAUGUGUGUGUGGAGAGGUGGUGUCAAUGUAUGUGUGGAGAGAUGGUGUCAAUGUGUGUGUGGAGAGAUGGUGUCAAUGCAGUAUAUGUAUCGAGAGGGAAUGUGUAUGUGUGUGAGAAUCACUUACCUGUGAUAUUAUUUUAGUUGUUUAAAGGUAGAUAUGAAGUACCUGUAGUUACGCAUAAAUACAAACUAAAAGUAAGAUGAAAUGAAAAAGUUUUAUUUGAAAGGAUUUCUGAAAAACUUUUUUCUUCCUAUUUUCAAAUUUUGUGACUCUCUUUAUAGAUGUUUGUUAGAUUUAGAUAUAAAUUAUAUACUCUAAUUCAAUACUAUAACAGUGACGGUGCUCUAUGUUAGAACUCCUGAUGUUACUACCAGGCAUUUGACAUCAGAUUCUAAAUUUUACUCAGAAUUUGUUUAAAUAACAGAUUUAGAAAUACUCUCUUCCUGUUCUGGACUCCAAUACAUGUAUGUAAUGCUAUAUAUACUCAGUUUGGUUGUGCCAGUGUUUGGAAGGAAAAUUUGUUUGUUGAUCUGUUGAAUUUUACAGAGUACAUAUAUAUUUUAAUGAUUUGUUGAAUUCCAUAUGAAAUUCUAUGUUUGAAUGAUGUGACAUCAUUCAACAGUGCUGGAAUGAGAUUCAAGAUAUCCCUGUAUAAGCUUAUCUCUCUCUCCUUUUUCUUUGUUUUUCUAUGCAAAAUUCAUGAUUGGGGUGUUUGUUGUCCAACUUUUACCUUCAGUUUAAUUUAAAGUCAGAAUUAUUAAGAUAAUCAUUACAAAAAUGAUUUUAUUAUAUUUAGAAGAAAGCAUUUACGAUAGACAGUUUUAUCCUGCUUUGUUUCAAUAUUGGUUCAUCAAUAGAUUUAAAUUCUUAAAACUACAUCAUAGAUUUGCAGUUUCAAUAAUAUUGUUAAAUAUUGAGAACUGUAGGUACAUUUAUAUAACUCGACUUUGAGAUCUUACCAGUAGUUAUUAUAUGUUGAUGGCACAUAACAUUUGUGACCUUUGAGAUCUGAAAUUACAUUAGUGUCAUUUAACUUAGAGAUACAUGUAGUUACAUUGUGACAGAAGUUUGAUAUUUGAAGUUACAUGUACAUUGUUAUGACAGAACUUUUAAAUAUGAAGUUAUAUUAUUGUGACUAGAUUUGAAGUUACACAAAUGUGUCUAACUAUGAGAUUUAUUUAUAAUGAUGAACAAUUAAAAACAUGUACAUGUAUGGUUUAGGUUUAUAUUUACUUAUAUAAUUACUUACACAAUGUACAGUUUUGUACCUACUGUGGUAAUAUGAUAUAUUACUAGAUACAUUUUUCAUGUACACCAAAUUUAAUAUAUUGCUUUAAUGAAGAACAUCAUAUACACACAAAGAUGUUUAAUUUGUAAUAUAGUUAAAAUCAGAAGUGCUUAAAAUGUCAAGAAUCUUUAAUCUAUAGACCAAUAUCAAUGCAAAAAAUUCAGAGCUUCUUUCAGUAUUGCAGUUUACGAAAAAAUGAAUGAUUUCGUGCUAUUAUACCUAUUACACAUGUACUGUAUAGUUCUUGUUUCCCCAAACAACAGCUUUUGAAAUAUAAGUGUGUGAAUUCUAUCUGUGGUUGAUACAUUAGAUGUCAAUUUUAGUGACCACCAAACCAUCUUGACUAACAUUGCACUGUACACCAGUAGAACAAUGAUAUUAUACAUAACCAGAUUUGUGUAGGAUAAGAUACCAGUGAUGAUUUUGGACCCCCAUGUCCAUCUCGGCCUCGGCCUACAUAUACAUCACUUCAUUAUCUGACAUAUAUAACAAGAAUAAAUUGCUGUGUGUAUGUUUAUUAAUCCUCAAGUUCCUAAUGGGAAUUUUCAUCAUUUUUCAAGAUGGCGGCCAUUGAGAAUUGACAAUUUUUUUUCUGUAAAAACAAACUUUAAAACAUCUCUACCUGUAUAAUUUACACACCCCCAACUUAAAACUUUAUUUCAGUACAAAAAGACUGCGCACAUUACACAAGUUUUUACGGGAGUCAGUGAUAGAACUUGUCUAGACCUGUAAACAGUAUCCCAGCGGCCUGCAUAGAUAGAACCGAGUCUGUAAUCAGUAUUUUUUAACCUCAUAUUCUUGUAUGAUCGUAGUAAUAUGAAGCUUAAGUAUUUAGUAUUAUUUUGCGUUGUGAAAAUUAAGUUUUAAACAUAGUUGAUAUGAAUCAACAAUAAUGAAUUUUGAACUAAAAUAUAACCACACAGUACUAUUGUAUCCCAAUAUAUAUACAUGUACAAUGUAUUACCAAUCUUAUAUAAUACAUGUACUGGAAUCAUUCUUACUCUUAUUAGUCCAUUGAAAUGUUCACGCAUUCAUGAUUCAAUGAUAUAAAUUCAAGAAAUAUUGAAACGGGAUGUGCAAUAUACCAUCAAAAUAUCUACAAAAAAUACUUGUUACAAUCAGAACUGCUCUAAUUCCACAGAUCAGUGUCAAAUUUUAAUGUUGCACUGUCCUAACCCAACUCAACUAGUGUGUCGGUCAUGAGCUCCAAAUAUUAUAUACCUCAAAAGAUACAGUUUGUUUCUUUAAACACAAGACUUUUGAUCAUCUAUAUUUAACACAACAUAUGUAUGGACAUUUCUGUAUGGGUCCUGUUGACUCCAAUACUAGAAUGAUGGAUACAAUGAAGUAUUUUAUAGCUGAUAUUGAUGAUGUAUAAAUUUUGCUAUGGUAUUUUUUGUCAAUGAUACAUCUACCAGUAUGUGAUAACAUUCAAUUUUACAUCAUCAAAUUCUCUUUCUGAUGAUCAUGAUCACUUGUACCUAACUUUAAGUUGUGAGCAAUGAGCAUUGAUAUGAGAAUAUUUUUCCUUCAGUGUUGAUUUACUUGUUCUAUUUAACUUCAAUGACUAUGUGCAGCUGUUUGUUGAGUCCGCUGGCGGAAUCCUGAUCAAAGUAUAUAUCUCACCAAAACGCACAAACCAGCUUAAAUUAUCUUUGUAUUAAUGCCAUGGUUUAGCGGGUAAAUUUUGUUUCAUUUUCCUAUAUGGCUGGUAUAUUUGCUAUCAAAGUUGCCUUAUUAAUUGUGAAAGGUUUUCAGUUCUAUAAUUGAACCCUGACCAUUGUGUACACAUUUGUAGUAGAGUCCCAACUGAUGUAUUGUCCUAACUCUUUAUCUUUCCAUUAUGUAGGUGUCUCAUAGGGUUUUCAUAAAGACAAUGUAACUCUCCUAUCAGAUGGACUACAUGAUGGCUUAAAUGCUGUCAGUGACCAGUAGACAUUACUACAGAUUUACAUUAUUAUGUUUUCAGCUUAUGAACAAUUUUACACAGCUUAUAAACAAUUUUACACAAAACUGUUACCAUGUUCUAGGUUUGUACCAUAAUUGGUCUGAUAAGCACCAUCCUCCUUUAGAGAUGAGUCCAUUAAAACUAGGUUUGUACCGUAAUUGAACUGAUAAGCACCUUGCACCUUUAGCGAUAUUCAGUCCAUUCAAACUAGGUUUGUACCGUAAUUGAACUGAUAAUAAGCACCUUGCACCUUUAGCGAUAUUCAGUCCAUUCAAACUAGGUUUGUACCAUAAUUGGUCUGAUAAGCACCAUCCUCCUUUAGAGAUGAGUCCAUUAAAACUAGGUUUGUACCGUAAUUGAACUGAUAAGCACCUUGCACCUUUAGCGAUAUUAAGUCCAUUCAAACUAGGUUUGUACCGUAAUUGAACUGAUAAGCACCUUGCACCUUUAGCGAUAUUAAGUCCAUUCAAACUAGGUUUGUACCGUAAUUGAACUGAUAAUAAGCACAUUGCACCUUUAGAGAUAAGUCCAUUUAAACAGAAGGGCCCUUUAAUCUGAAAAUGACCCCAUUUCCAAAAUAUCUAUGUGCAAACCUUGAUUAGUCAUGUAUAAAAGGAAUAAACACUCAAUUAGAAAAAUGAUAUGGGCGUUUUAUUUGGGGUGUCGCUUAUCGGUUCAAUUAUGGUGGAUUAAAUUCACUAUAUAAUGUGGUAUCUAAAUUGAGCACUGUAUAAUCAAUACAAUAUUUUAUGAAAUGUGUAAACAUAUUUAAAACAAUCAAUUACAACAUUAUAUAUUUAUUAUAUAAUUUAGAAGUUUCAUUUAUUAUAUGAUAUAUAUUAGAGGCAUUAUUUAUUCGUUCUCAUUACAUUCCAAUGCUGUAUGUUCUAGGCUAUCACAUCAUUUAUCAGUAUGUACAUUGUAUGUGGUUGUGCAAUAUAUCAUCAUUACAAUAUCCAUUAGUAGUAAAAAUUGUCAACACGUAUUAAUCAGCCCAAGUAUAUGUACUGUAAGAAUACAUGUCUUCGUCUAUACCUUUACUAUGGCACUUAUAUACUAUUUAUCUUUUAUCCCAAUCAGUUAUUUACAUCAGCUCCAUGCUGCUCACAAUAUGUUUUGGUUAUGUUGAGGAACAGGACUGCAUUGAUAGCUGGUGGCUGGGGCAGGUUAAUUGGAGAGUCCAUCAUGAGCUUUAUUCGGCGGCCCUGGGUUCAAUACCUAGCCAUCCUAUUUUCCCUCUUCUACUACAGAUUUUGUGCUAUGCCCACUAGGGAAAUAGACAAUCACACCAGCCUAAGCUGUUAAGAUGAACAAAGCUCAUUACUAUUACCCUAAUCAACCUAAUAAGUGCACCUGCCCCAAUAAGCACACUCCCACCUUUUUCAGGUAAAGAGGAUGGAUAUGCUAAUUGAAACAUAAAAAGCUCUUUACUUCACUGAUCUACCAAUAUAAUCUUCAGUCUUUUAAACAAAGACCCUCAUCAACGUAAAGGUAUGUAAGUGAAAAAAACAACAAAAAAAAACAACAGCUUAUUAGGUUGAAUAUGGUACAUUAAGAAAUUUAUUAGUAUCUGAACCAGUUUUACUCCACAUCAUCUGUGAAAUGCUUUAAUGUGUGUGAUAUGAUGCCACUGGGUAGGAUGUUAUAUUUUGUGUUAAGAGUGCAUCAUCAAUACUUUGCCAUUUUUUUUAGCAUUUGGGUUUGAUUUUAGAAUCCAUCAACUUAGUGUUGUUGAUGAUAAAUUCACAAGUCAAGCCUUUGUAAUGCAAAAUAUAGGAAAUUAUAAAAUGUUUGUGAUUUUCAUUAGAAAUCAAAAGGUGCUACUAUAUUUUUGAUUUGUAAGAUAACUUGAAUUGAGGUUGUAAUUUUCAUACAUAAUAUUUCUGAUGAAUCGAAUGAACAACAUUUUAAAGAAUAAAUUCAGUCCUGAUGAACCAAAUAACUUUUUUCAGCACAUAAAUUGAAAUACUAUAUGCUCUCAUGAGAUAAGUUGGCAUGCAUGUUGUACCGAUUCAAGGGGAGGAGUUGACAUUGUCAUUUAUAUGUGCAGGUUUCUUAUUUUAAUGGAUCUUUGGUGCAUAUUGGGAAUGGAUUAUAUUCUGUUUGAGGUCAUAUCUCUAAAAAAAAAAAACGAUUACUAUUAGUCAUUCAAGUUAGAUACCUGUAUAACAUUUCAGUCAGAGAUAAUAUUAAAUAACUCGACACAAAUGGCGGUGUGAAGGUUGUAUGGAGAAAUGUAGGUUUUUGUAGAAUAUUUAGUUAAAAGCUACAUACUGUUAUAACAUUUAUUUAGAUUUUGAUACAUUUUUAGUUUACCAAAUGUAGAUCUACUGUAUACAAAUAAAUCCUGUUUGGUCUGUA
Messenger RNA from Pecten maximus, 9885 nucleotides. Its product is annotated as glutamate receptor-interacting protein 1-like. Gene Ontology annotation, biological process: neurotransmitter receptor transport, endosome to postsynaptic membrane. Lineage: Eukaryota; Metazoa; Mollusca; Bivalvia; Pectinida; Pectinidae. Bases 874 to 4017 code for a protein of 1047 amino acids. The record is from RefSeq and is a predicted model, not a curated record. The transcript is spliced from 21 exons. Gene Ontology annotation, molecular function: protein binding.